AUGCAGACCUUUCGAGAAUUUCUCAUCUGGUACAACAACCUAGAUGUCCAACCCUUUUGUGAGGCCCUGGAAAAAAUGUGCGCCUUCUGGAAAGAUAAAAAGAUCGACAUGUUAAGACAAGGUAUUUCUAUUCCCGGUGUUACCUUGACGUACCUCUUUACCACCCUGGAAUCUGGCAUCUUCUUCUCUCUGUUUGACGAAAAAAACAAAGAUCUGUACUAUCUCUUUAAGAAAAAUAUGGUGGGUGGCCCUAGUAUAAUAUUUCAUCGAUAUCACGAGGCGGGAAAAACCAAAAUCAGAGAAAAAGAAGUGGAGGAUCAAGGAAAACAAGCAAAAACCUGUCAAAAGAUUGUUGGAUACGAUGCCAAUGCUUUAUAUCUAUGGGCCAUCAUGCAAGACAUGCCCACCGGAUCAUUUACAAGACGCCGAGAGGAAACUGGCUUCAAGAGAGAAAGUUCUUCCAGGAUGGCAACCGAGUGGUUAGAGUGGAAGGCACAUGACGGAGGAAUUUUUAUACGCCACCAAAUGAACAAUACAGAAAAACGCAUUGGUGAAAGAAAAAUACCAGUGGAUGGUUUUCACGGUCCUUCUCAAACAGUCUUUCAGUUCCACGGCUGCUGGUGGCAUGGGCAUAUCUGUCAUCUUACUAAAGGAAAAGAAAUGAACGAAAAGAGAAAAAGACCAAUGGCGGAGUUACGAGAAGAAACCAAAGAAACCUCCAAGUACAUCAAGGAUCAGGGGUACCAUCUUGUGGAAAUCUACGAGUGCCAGUGGCGUCGAAUUAAGAAAACCAACUCACAAGUUCAGCAGUUUCUUAACUCCAAGUUUAACCGCCCUCUUGAUCAUCACAAGACUCUGACACAAGACCAGAUCUUAAGCGCAAUAAGAAGCGAGUCCCUCUUUGGAGUGGUCGAGUGUGAUGUUCGAGUACCUGAUGCACUAAAACCCAAGUUUGCAGAAAUGUGCCCCAUUUUUAAAAACAUAGAAAUUUCAAGAGAAGAUAUUGGUCAACACAUGCAAACCUUUGCUGAGGAAGAGAACAUCAUGUCACAACCUCGAAGAAGUCUCGUUGGUAGCUAUUUUGGUGAGAAGAUCUUAUUGGCUUCCCCACUCAUUAAGUGGUACUUGGAGCAUGGUCUGGAAGUGACUCAUAUUUAUCAAGUAGUAGAGUACACACCCGUUCCCUGUUUCCAACCCUUUGGGCAAGCUGUAUCGGAUGCUAGACGGGCUGGAGAUGUAGACCCAAACAAAGCCAUCAUCGCAGACACUAUGAAAUUGGUAAGUUGUUUUCCUAUUGAAGUAAAGAAGGAGGAAAUACGUUUAAAGGUACAAAAAAAAAAACCUCAUAUCAAUGUUGUCUCUCUCUCUCUCUCUCUUUUUUUUUUUUUUAGGUGGGGGGACUCAAGUUAUGGAAAGACGAUCACCGAUCAAGAACGCCAUCGAGAAGUCCAGUUUUGUGA
Messenger RNA from Porites lobata, 1460 nucleotides. NCBI's taxonomy places the organism in Eukaryota, Metazoa, Cnidaria, Anthozoa, Scleractinia, Poritidae. The record is from the annotation of a GenBank genome assembly.